GAAGAAAUGCUGAUUAUGUUAUCUUUGGUAUAGCGUGUGUGUAUUGUAGACGGUCGCAUAUGACAUGUGACUCGGAGCGACCAUGUACCCGAUGCAUCAAACGCAACAUUGGCCAUUUGUGCCAUGACGAGCCGCGCGAGCCCGCCAAGAAGAAUAAUCGCACCGAACCUGAAGACGGUGCAGCUGCGAUUGGCAAUGGGAAUGAGUUUGCGAGUUCGCAUAAUCUGGCGACUGAUGCAGGAAAUCAGUCGAUGUUAUCGGAUUCAUCGUUGAGUAUUCGUCCGUCGACUAUUGACCCGUCGCAGUCCGUCCAAUCUGCUACAAUUCAACCUGCGGCUGGACAGGGGUUGGAUAGAAAUAAUCAGCACAUGUUUGGUUACAAUGCCGGCGGAGCAGGAAGCGGCGACUGGGGAUUGAAUGGACAGAGUAAUGGGUUUCAGGACAUGCAUACAUUCCAUCCGUCGUAUAUGUUCAACGCGCCCGAAGUCACCAAUGAAUAUAACCUGCUUGGUGAUUUCCUCAACAACAGUCUAUUGGACGAUAAUGGGAUGUAUGGCAAUGAAGAGUUACAGGGGAUGUUUUCGGACUCUUCUUUGAUUAAUAUGAGCACUAAUAUCAAUCCCAAUGCUGCGUCAUUUGCGCAGCAACAACAACAACAACAACAGUUGGCACAGUUGGCGCCACAGCAAGCAACAAACACACAAAUUCAACAACCUACUUCCAGCGUAUCUACAGACAAGGCUCGCGAGAACUAUUACAUGACGGCCGCAGACCCCUCCGGAAUGGAUCCCCCAGAAGAACGAAUGAACAAGCUUCUCAAAGCCAAAUACGAAGCCGGCAUGCUCAGACCAUUCAACUACGUCAAGGGCUACGCAAGACUAAAUCAAUACAUGGAAUCACACAUGAAACCCGCAUCACGGCACAAGAUCCUUCGACAGCUCGAUAAAUUCCGCCCGAAAUUCCGUGAACGAAUGCAAAGUCUGACCGAUAUUGAACUUGUUUUUUCUGAAAUGUGGUUUGAACGGAGUUUGAUGGAGUACGAUCGCGUCUUUGCUAGUAUGGCGAUUCCGGCUUGUUGUUGGCGAAGGACCGGGGAGAUUUUUCGGGGUAAUAAGGAGAUGGCGGAGUUGAUUAAUGUGCCCAUUGAAAGUCUGAGAGAUGGAAAACUAGCUCUCCAUCAAAUCAUCACAGAAGACCAACUCGUCAGUUAUUGGGAAAAGUUCGGCGCAAUCGCCUUCGACGGCUCUCAAAAGGCCAUGCUUACCAGCUGUACGCUCAAGAGUCCCGAUGAUGACGAUUCAGCUAAAGGGAUCCCGUGCUGUUUUUCGUUUACUAUUCGUCGAGAUCCGAAUGCCAUUCCGGCGCUUAUUGUUGGUAAUUUCCUUCCUUCCGAGAGGCGUCCUCGUUAGAUGUUGAGUUGAAUGUAUGAUGUCUGUCUUUUUGCUUGAUUCUCGGCCUAUUAUUCUUCUUUGUAUAUGGCGUUUAGAAGGGGGGUUCGAUACCAUUUUGUUAUGGUGUUGAUGGGUUGUAUAUGGGAAUGAAUUAUCAGAUACACUGG
Molecule: messenger RNA, 1558 nt
Organism: Talaromyces stipitatus ATCC 10500
Lineage: Eukaryota; Fungi; Ascomycota; Eurotiomycetes; Eurotiales; Trichocomaceae
Product: Zn cluster transcription factor Rds2, putative
Exons: 6
Coding region: 60-1409 (449 amino acids)
Cellular component (GO): nucleus
Molecular function (GO): RNA polymerase II transcription regulatory region sequence-specific DNA binding
Source: RefSeq, a predicted model, not a curated record